Molecule: messenger RNA, 594 nt
Organism: Carlito syrichta (Philippine tarsier)
Lineage: Eukaryota; Metazoa; Chordata; Mammalia; Primates; Tarsiidae
Gene: SPAG16
Product: sperm associated antigen 16
Exons: 5
Coding region: 1-540 (179 amino acids)
Biological process (GO): axoneme assembly
Cellular component (GO): axonemal central apparatus
Source: RefSeq, a predicted model, not a curated record
AUGGCUGCUCCGCCGGGGCCGCCCGGCUCCGCUCUGCGGGUCCUGGACGAAGCCUGGGGCGUGGGCUGGACGGCAGCCGGGGACGCGGCGGACGCCGUGGCCGCCGAGGGCGCCUACUACCUGGAGCAAGUCACCAUAACAGAGGCAUCUGAAGAUGACUGUGAAUAUGAAGAGAUAGCAGAUGACAAUUUUAGCAUUCCGGAGGGUGAAGAAGACCUGGCAAAAGCAAUUCAGAUUGUCCAAGAACAGGCCACAGAUACAAAAAUUUUGGAACAGAAAACAGUUCUUCCUUCAAAGCCUGUGCCUGAAGUAAUAGAAGACUUUCUCUGCAACUUCCUCAUCAAAAUGGGAAUGACCAGAACUCUUGAUUGCUUUCAGUCUGAAUGGUAUGAGUUAAUACAGAAGGGAGGUACUGAACUUAGAACUGUUGGGAAUGUUCCAGAUGUCUACACCCAGAUCAUGCUUUUAGAAAAUGAGAACAAAAAUUUAAAGAAAGACUUGAAACACUACAAACAAGCUGCUGAGUAUGUUAUUUUUUAAAUUACAUUUUUUUCUUUUUCUUUUUGACUAAGUAAAACAGUUGAAUGAGGCUGA